AUGGCACAUAAUCCUCACUUGCUGGGAGUUAAUAUUUUUUGCGUCUACUCCCCGCUAAUCCACCACCACAAACCCCUCGUCACUUCCCACCACAACCGCAUCUUCAACGCGUUCCAGGUGUAUAAUUCGAUCUCCCCGCUGGUCAAAUUCUCGCACUUCACCUCCAACCAGGCGAUCUUCCAGGCGCUGGACGGCGAGGAGCGGGUGCACAUAAUCGACCUCGACAUCAUGCAGGGCCUGCAGUGGCCCGGGCUCUUCCAGAUCCUGGCGUCGCGGCCUCUGAAGCUCCGGUCGCUCCGCAUCACCGGGCUCGGGUCCUCCCUCGAGCUGCUCGAGGCGACCGGCCGCCGGCUCUCCGACUUCGCCGCGGCGCUGGGGCUGCCGUUCGAGUUCCAGCCGGUCGAGGGGAAGAUCGGGGACCAGAGCAAGGCGGGCGGCGGCGGCGGCGCGUUCGCGCCGCGCGACGGGCGGGAGGUGGCCGUCGUGCACUGGAUGCACCACUGCCUGUACGACGUGACGGGGUCGGACGAGGCGGCGGUGUCGGUGAUCAAGAACGUGAUCCGGCCGCGGCUGGUGACGGUGGUGGAGCAGGACCUGGGGCGGCACGGGGGGGACUUCCUGGGGAGGUUCGUGGAGGCGCUGCAUUACUACUCGGCGGUGUUCGACGCGCUCGGGGAGGGGGCGGCGGCGGAGGGGAGUCGGGAGGAGGAGGAGGCCGAGCGGCACGACGUGGAGCGGCAGCUGCUGGGGGCGGAGAUCCGGAACAUCGUGGCGGUCGGGGGGCCGAAGCGGACGGGGGAGGUGGCGGUCGGGCGGUGGGGGGAGGAGAUGCGGAGGGCGGGCUUCGAGCAGGUGUCGCUGGCGGGAGGGCCGGCGGCCGCGCAGGCGAACCUCUUGCUCGGAAUGCGGCUGCCGUGGAAGGGGUACACUCUGGUGGAGGAGGCCGGCUGCCUCAAGCUCGGCUGGAAAGACCUCUCCUUGCUGACGGCAUCAGCUUGGAAGACUGGAAACAGCCACGGCCCUGCAGAAGGCGGAGAAGACCGAGACCACGUUCAACCGCCGCGGCAGCAGCAGCAGCAUCAUCAUCACUCAUCUCUCUUGACAUAAUCACUUUGUUUUUAUUCUUGCCCUCUUUUUUUUCUUUUUUUUUUUUAAAUAUCUGUACCCAACGGAAGAGUUAGUACGAGAAUUGCAUCUUCAAACCGUUAGAAUUUCGUCCAAGAAUUAGUAUAAUAACACGAUCUGCUACGUUAUUCGGAA
Molecule: messenger RNA, 1260 nt
Organism: Ananas comosus (pineapple)
Lineage: Eukaryota; Viridiplantae; Streptophyta; Magnoliopsida; Poales; Bromeliaceae
Product: scarecrow-like protein 23
Exons: 2
Coding region: 1-1107 (368 amino acids)
Biological process (GO): bundle sheath cell fate specification; leaf development; regulation of DNA-templated transcription
Cellular component (GO): nucleus
Molecular function (GO): sequence-specific DNA binding; DNA-binding transcription factor activity
Source: RefSeq, a predicted model, not a curated record